AUGGUCCACUGUGCUGGAUGCGAGAGGCCUAUUCUGGACAGAUUUCUGCUCAGCGUCUUGGAUAGAGCCUGGCAUGCCAAAUGCGUGCAAUGUUGUGACUGUAAAUGCAGUUUAACUGAUAGAUGCUUUUCAAGAGAAGGACGACUCUACUGCAAAAACGACUUUUUCAGACGUUAUGGCACUAAAUGUGGAGGCUGCGCGCAGGGAAUCUCGCCCAGUGAUCUAGUUCGGAAAGCGCGAAGCAAAGUCUUUCACCUGAACUGUUUCACCUGCGUCAUGUGCAAUAAACAGCUUUCCACUGGCGAAGAACUGUACAUUCUGGAUGAAUAUAAAUUUGUCUGCAAGGAGGAUUACAUGAAUAACAGCAUCGGAAAAGACACAACCCUUCUGUCAAUUACUACGUGCAGUGACCCGAGCUUAUCUCCAGAAUCUCAAGAUCCACAGGACGACUAUAAAGACUCUGAGACUGGACAGAUGUCGGACAAGGAGGUCUGCAACAAUGAAAACGACGAGCAGAAUCUGGGUGGCAAACGUCGCGGGCCGCGGACUACUAUCAAAGCCAAGCAGCUGGAGACUCUGAAAGAUGCUUUCGCCGCCACCCCAAAACCUACCAGACACAUACGAGAGCAGCUGGCACAAGAGACAGGCCUCACUAUGAGAGUAAUUCAGGUGUGGUUUCAGAAUCGGCGCUCUAAAGAGAGGCGCAUGAAGCAGCUGAGCGCGCUGGGCUCCAGAAGACACAUGUUCUUCCGCAGUUCGCGGAGAAUGAGAGCGCUGGGCGAGCGCAUGGAACCAGGAGAGCUCAUGGCCAACGGCCAUUUCUCUUAUUAUGGAGACUAUCAAGGUGAAUACUAUGGCCCAGGAUCAAACUACGACUACUUCCCUCAAGGUCCACCAUCCUCCCAAGCCCAGACUCCAUGUGAUCUAGGAUUCAUGCCCUCCUCUGGCCCAGCUGGAACCCCUCUAGGGAGCAUGGACCACCAUCAAGGAGCACAUCACCCCUCCAAUGAGACACAAUGCUUCAGCCAGAUGAUAUCGCAUCACCCAGGGGACUCCCCCAGCCCAGAGCCCAGCGCACCCACCUCCAUCCACAGUAUCUCCACUGACAUGUGUGACUCCACUCCACCCUUCACAUCCCUGAACUCUCUCAGUGGCAACGGAUACAGCAAUCAGCUGUCCUCAGAGAUGAACGAGGGGACAGUUUGGUAG
Molecule: messenger RNA, 1209 nt
Organism: Sinocyclocheilus grahami
Lineage: Eukaryota; Metazoa; Chordata; Actinopteri; Cypriniformes; Cyprinidae
Product: LIM/homeobox protein Lhx1-like
Exons: 5
Coding region: 1-1209 (402 amino acids)
Biological process (GO): neuron differentiation; regulation of transcription by RNA polymerase II
Cellular component (GO): nucleus
Molecular function (GO): RNA polymerase II transcription regulatory region sequence-specific DNA binding; DNA-binding transcription factor activity, RNA polymerase II-specific; zinc ion binding
Source: RefSeq, a predicted model, not a curated record